GUUGUCCUCCGCCUUGCGUCUGUCCUGCCCUUGACAAUGCUACCCUGUGUAAACACAUGCUGCUGAACUUAGUCCCCGUAGAAAUCCCUCUGACUUCCCAUUUCCUGGAUCUUAGUUAUAAUCGUAUCAGGCAUGCCCGAUCUGACGUGGCUGGAUGUGCGAGCGAACCAACUGGUCAUUCUGCUGGAUCAGACAUUUCGAGGGCUGAAAGAACUUAGACACCUGGAGGUCAGUGACAAUCCACUACUCUUCAUAUCUCCAGGGGCUUUCCUAGGAAUGCCACUGUUGCAGAGACUGGGGCUGGAGAAGACCAAACUGAGCACUGUACCAACUCAUGCUCUUGCUGCUCUUCUACGUCUUUCAGAACUAAGGCUGGGUGGCGUUACCAGUACAGUGCUGUAUGAUCUCUCGUUUUCAGGGAUGCCGCUCCUGAGAGUACUGGAUAUGGAUCACUGGCCCUUCCUCAAGAAUCUUGGUCCACUGAGUCUGUCCGGACUGAAUCUUUCCUCCUUUUCGCUGACCCAGUGUAACCUAACCUCAGUACCUAAAGAGGCACUGGUUUCUCAAGUUCAUCUUCGACGACUAGAUCUCUCCCAGAAUCCUAUCACUAUCCUUCAAGAACAGUGUUUUAGUUCCCUGAGAAGACUGGAAGAGCUUCGGCUUUCUGGAGGAAGACUGCACUCAAUACCUUCAGGUUCAUUCCAUGGUCUUGACCACCUACGUCUGCUAGAUCUGUCACACAAUCCCCUUUGUUGGGUAGCAGAAGAUGGACUGCCCCAUCCAGGAAUGCUAGAAAGGUUAUUGCUUUCCGGUACUAACCUUUCAUGUGACUGCCGUCUUUGCUGGCUCUUGCAUAAAAAAAUUAGUUUUGGGGGAAGCCCGCCAGUCUGUGCAGCUCCUGCAGCACUACAAGGAAUGAUUAUCCCUGAUCAUUCAGAGAGGCUAUGCCCAGAACUCUUUACCUGCCAACCUCCUAGGAUGGUGGAACAAGGGACACAAGAGUUAAAGGUUAAAGAAGGUGACAGACUUAUCAUAACUUGUCAGAGCUAUGGGGUACCAGAGCCAUCCAUACACUGGGUGCUACCACAGAUGCCUUGGACAGGAGGUACUAAAUCUACAGAGCUGGAUGUGUCGGGAAGGGUCACCACAGAACUGCCACAGAACACAUCACCACUGGCAGCAGAAGUGACCAGGUUAGUGUGGCCACCGGCACACUCCCAAAAAUGGAGAACAAUAAACAUGACACUACUGAAGUCUGUAGAGAAUGCAGCAGGGAGGAUAUCCGUCCUACCAGGAGGCUUGCUUCAGUUUUUACCAGUACAGACCCAGGACUCUGGAUCUUACCUGUGUGUGGCCAGUAACUUGGCAGGUAAUGCUACAGCUUGGGUCCACCUGGAAGUGACACCAUUUAAUGGUAGCACUCUCCUUCCGCCACUCUCCAUAGUACAUACCCAUCUGCUGGCUGUUAUUACCGCGGGGGGCGUCCUGCCUUUCAUCAGCUCUGUAACGCUCUGCUUCAUCUUUAUCUUUCUUUGGAGCCGAGGUCGCGGGAAUAUCAAACACACGGCUAACAUAGACUACAUUCCCAGGACUUCUCGGGGUACCUCACCAUCAGAAGACAAUAAAUUCACCAUGAAACUAAUCUAG
Messenger RNA from Bufo gargarizans (Asiatic toad), 1647 nucleotides. Its product is annotated as leucine-rich repeat and immunoglobulin-like domain containing-NOGO receptor-interacting protein 4. The record is from RefSeq and is a predicted model, not a curated record. The transcript is spliced from 2 exons. NCBI's taxonomy places the organism in Eukaryota, Metazoa, Chordata, Amphibia, Anura, Bufonidae. Gene Ontology annotation, molecular function: protein binding. The coding region runs from base 133 to 1647 and encodes 504 amino acids.